UUUGCGAUCUCCCAGGCCAAGAAGAACAAACUGAGGACUAUCUCUGAAGGCCACUGAAUUCCUUUUUAAGUCUAGAGGGGAAAUCUGAGAUCAGUAUAGUGUUGUGUCUAUGAUAGCUGAAGAUAAAUUAUUGGAAAGAGUCAGGGUACUAACUGCUUCCAUUUGCAUUUGACUCUUGGUCCUUUUGUGGUGAGCUUUUUGUUUGUGCAAAGCUGGCUGGGGUCAGCCUAGUGGGUCAAAAAAAAAACCCUCAAUGAAAGAGGUUGGGAAUCUCCAAUCUCCAUCCCAAAACAUGUCACUGAUGACUUGAACAUAUCACCAGAUACUCAAGGUACAGAGGAGAGCUUCCACCUGUGGGAGAAUGAUCCUCUGAAGAGAAAUUUGGAGUCAUCAUCAGAGCCAUUGGAGGGGACAUCUGAGAGUCAAAUGGGUGACAUUUCACAAGAGCCUGUCAUGCCUCCAGUCCAGAGGAGAAAGUUAGAUCCACUUCCAAAAAAGCAUAGACGUCUUAGGAAGGCUGUAAGGACAAAGAGAAUGAGGAAGAACAAGAGGAGGGAGAAAGUGGAGACCCUCUGCCCCCCAAUCCUUCCAACACCUUUGGUACCACCACAAAGUGAAGAAGAUGAAGUGGUAGAUACAAAGCCGACUGUACUCAGUGCUCACAAAGAUGAUCCUGACCUUCCCAGUGAAGACCCAUUACAGAGUCAGCAGGAUGAGGGUGCCUGUGUGACACAUCAGGAGUGUCCAAUCCAGCCCUGUGAGCAACCAGCAUCCUCGGAGCCUGGGCCCUCUUCUCCUGCAGUGACAUCCUUGACCUCACCGCCACUCUGCUUUGGUCGCUUCUUAAGCUGUGUCUGCCGGACCUUCUCGAGGUCUAGGAAGCGGGAGCGCCCCAGAAGGCAGGGUACUGAGCUGACUGAGGCAGGAGGUGAUGCCAAGUCUCUAAGACCUAGCCUGCUGAGGGAUCUGGGCAAAAACAGAGUGCAGCCUCAUGAGGGCCAGUAGCAAGUUGGUGCGGCUAUGGGUUCUCCCUGUGUUUAGUUUUGUAGUUUUCUCCAUAUUGUUGUUCCUGUUGGUUGAGUUCUUGUUUAUCAAAAAGAGAGCUGCUUUUAUGCUGAGGUCCUUAAGCCUAAAGAUGCGGUAAAAGCAAAGUAACUGAAAUUUUUAACACUUAACCCCAGUAGUGGGAUUACUUCCUACUUCUUCCUGUUAGGCUGAAAUAGCAUUCACUCUGGAGCAGUGGUUCCCAAAAUUCAUGCAGAUGUCACUCGUGUCUUCAGUUAGCUCAAGUCUCACUGCCUUCUCUGAGGAUGGAAGCCAUCCCAUGCCAUCAUUUUGAGUAAUGUCUCCAGAUAUCAGUCGCUAAGUGGAGACGUAUCAUGUCCAGCUCCUCUCAUUGUCUUUUACCUUUGGCUAGAGACUCCUUUUGAAUUCUUCAUCCUCAGUACUUUGUAGAACUUCUGCGGCUUUCUAACUGAUUCAACUAUGCCUCAGGGGGUGGUGGUUGCUACUUUUCUUGGACAGGGUAACACUACCACCUCCUCCAUCUCUAACCGUGGUUUGGUUUUCUUUUUGUCACUUGUUGGUAAGCUACCUGGCUCUUCCUUUUGAAUGUGCCUUUGGUGUUCUCUAGCCAUAUGUAUUAAACCUAGUCAAAUAAAUUAAUAGGCUUCUUCCUCGUUAUUCUUUAGCCAGACUCUCACAGAAUCCCAAGUUCUUUGGAGAACCCUAAAGAAAAUAAGUACUUAAGAAAAGUUGAAGACUAUUUCAUUUCCCCCAUUGUUUUCCCAGCACACUAGGUUAAUCCUCUUCCCAGGAUAUAAACUAAGAGUU
This is a messenger RNA of Lontra canadensis (Northern American river otter), 1833 nucleotides long. RefSeq lists its product as uncharacterized. The record is from RefSeq and is a predicted model, not a curated record. NCBI's taxonomy places the organism in Eukaryota, Metazoa, Chordata, Mammalia, Carnivora, Mustelidae. The transcript has 2 exons. Bases 427 to 1005 code for a protein of 192 amino acids.